Oncorhynchus tshawytscha (Chinook salmon) is the source of this 728-nucleotide messenger RNA. It is a transcript of the gene ppp1r17, whose product is annotated as protein phosphatase 1 regulatory subunit 17. Gene Ontology annotation, biological process: regulation of phosphatase activity. Bases 285 to 611 code for a protein of 108 amino acids. The transcript has 4 exons. NCBI's taxonomy places the organism in Eukaryota, Metazoa, Chordata, Actinopteri, Salmoniformes, Salmonidae. Gene Ontology annotation, molecular function: protein phosphatase inhibitor activity. The record is from RefSeq and is a predicted model, not a curated record.
CCAUUCAAAUUCAUCAUACCAUUUGGACAGCGGUCCAGCAGACACAGGAUAAGAGGGCUCCCGUCACCAUGACAACGGGCGCUAAUGGAGAUGGUGGACUGGGCGGAUGGGUGGUGAUGAUGCUCCUCCUCCGAGCUACUUAACACCAUGGCUUUGAUCUGGCCCGGCACUCACUCCUUCUGUCCUGUCUGCUCACUGCACAGCUGAGACUGAGACUGGGCUGUGUUAUCUGAUCUGGGUCCAGACUGGGAGAAAGAGGAUAAGAGAGAGAAGAGGAGGAGAAGAUGUCUACAGGCUGUGGCUGUGUGAGGUCGCCCCCGGAGACAGCGGAACACAGACUGACGGGUGGACAGGAGCACCACUAUCCGAUGGUGGAGCCUGUGAGGACCCUGCUAGAGGAGGGGGCAGGGAUGACCAGAGCUGUGCAGGGGAAACACUGUCCUGAGGCAGUGCACCCCGAGGAGCAGCCAGAUGAGCAGGAACUGAAGAAACCACGCAGGAAAGACACUCCCGUCCUCAACACUCCUCCACUCAUACCAGGUGUGAGGAUGGUGAAAGGAGAGAAGAGAAUGAUUCACAUGGAGGAUGAAGAGAAGGAUGGAAAGAACUAGAAGUCAUUGGAGGAGAGAUUCUUGCCUACAAUUUUUUUGUUGUUGACAUCGUUGUUUCCUGUUGUCACAUUACUAAUAUGUAGCCUAUACUUGUUUAUUAAAAGUAGCUCUACAAUG